GCGACAACUGCCCUCCAGUCUUUCGUCCCGGGGCUUUUCGCUUGCAUCACUCUUACCUUGUGACUGAGCCUGAGCAACUGCAAACGACAUCAAUCAGCAAAGUAAAGCAAUCUUCCAUCUCCAUUCUCCCUUCUACACUUUUCAUCUCUCGUACCUAAUCAACAAUUUCCAAAUCGACUUCUCAAUCAAACGGCGACUAUUCCUCCAUUUGCGUGUAUUCGUAUAACACGCACUUCUAUUUCUCCUUUGUUUUAUUUAGACACCUGGUUUGUGUUUUUUCCGGUUAGCUGCCAACAACCGCCCAAACCAGUCCAGUUUCGUCUGCAGGGUCUCCGAACCGUGAGCGCGCCUCGCGAUAUCACCUGUCCGCAGCAUCGUCAUCAUCAUCAAUAAUCCAUCAACCAUCAACCAUCAACCCUCCAUUCCACCCGGCCUAAAUUCGACAAAUUACCCGAUCGAGAGUCAUCCGACCCCAUCCCCAAUCAACAAAAUCCCCAACAUCUCUUUUCCCCUUUCCAUCUCCAGUUUUUUUCAGACGCAGACAUGCCGGGGAAAACGCCUCAUUCAAACGGCAACGAGCCGGUCGAGAAUGGUAUUAGGAACAACCAGGAUGUUGAUAUGACCGACGAGAAGUCUUCAUUGAAGGGCAAGGGCAAGAAGGGCGUCAAGGAGGGAGAGGAUAUGACCGUCGUCGUACCACCUUCAAAGACCACAAAGCAAUCUUCUCAACCACCACCUCCGGAUGCUGAUGGAGAUGUCGCCAUGGACGUAGAUCAGCCAGAAGAUCUCGAGGUGAAGGUCGACCCUAUCACUCAGGCUAUCACAGAUAUCAAGAGUAACUUCGCCCUCCUCGACCGCGCGGUAGCUUUAUUCGAUGCCAGAUUCACAUUAAGGGCUUUAAGAUCCAUCUCUUCUCUCCGAAAACGUCUCACCCCAGAUAUCCUAGCACAGGUCAUCGCAGAGACGUUCUCUCCCACAAGUUCAUCUGCCAACGUCGCUAAGCAGCUUUUGCUAGCGAUUGGAAAGCAAGAUGUUCCUUUGGGUCGCCAGUCGAGUGCCGAGAUGGAGAUUGACAGUGAGCCGAAAGCCGCAGCUAAGAACGGCGCUAAGAAGGAGAUCAAAGAGGUCAUUCCCGAGAUCGACAUCUUCCUGAGCAUCCUCGUUCAGGUUUAUCUGUUCGACUCUAAGCAGUUCCAGCUAGGUUCUGACUUUUCCAAGUAUCUCUCAGAGCGCAUUCACUCUUUGAAUCGCCGGACUCUAGAUUCCCUCUCUGCCAAGGUCUACUUCUACUAUUCUCUAUUCUGCGAGCAGCUUGCUCCGUUACCUCCGUCUCCCCAGUCUCCGAUCGUUGCGAUCCGACCAACAUUGUUGACUGCUCUUCGGACUGCCGUGCUACGAAAGGAUAUUGACAUACAGGCCUCGGUCAUCGUUCUCCUUCUACGAAGCUAUCUCCUAACCUCCCACAUUUCUCAAGCCGACCUCCUCGUAUCUCACACUCAAUUCCCUGAGAAUGCUGCCAAUAACCAGGUCGCGCGUUUCCUAUACUACCUCGGCAGGAUUCGGGCUAUUCAGCUACGAUACACAGAAGCACACGAACACUUGACAGCUGCCACGCGGAAAGCGCCGGCAAGCUCCUGCGCCCUAGGAUUUGCGCAGACCGCGACGAAGCUUCUUCUCGUCGUGGAGCUGCUUAUGGGUGAUAUUCCCGAGCGCGCCACUUUCCGUGUCCCCAACAUGGAGCAAGCUCUUCAUCCGUACUUCCUGCUCGUGCAGGCCGUGCGAGUGGGUAACCUGGAAGACUUCGAGUUGACAAUUACCGACCAUGCCGACACUUUCCGCCGUGAUGGAACAUACUCACUCAUACUGCGCCUUCGACAGAACGUCAUUAAGACGGGUAUUCGCAUGAUGAGCUUGAGCUAUAGCCGUAUCUCACUACGCGACAUUUGCAUCCGCCUGCAUCUUGGUAGCGAAGAGAGUGCCGAGUACAUUGUCGCAAAAGCGAUCAGGGACGGCGUCAUCGAGGCGACGCUAGAUCGGGAGCGAGGAUUCAUGAAGAGCAAGGAGGUUGGUGACGUAUACGCAACUCGGGAACCUGGAGAGGCGUUCCAUGACCGUAUCAGAGCCUGUCUUGCGCUCCAUGACGAAAGUGUCAAGGCUAUGCGUUUCCCAAUGAACCAGCACCGCCUCGAACUAAAGAACGCCCAAGAAGCUCGCGAGCGAGAGCGCGAAAUGGCUAAGGAGAUACAAGAAGGGGAUUUGGACGAAGACGACCUCGGUGGUGAUUUUGAGGGCAUGUAACAUAAUUCGAACCUGUGUAUUCUGAAAUAGGAGGCGGAGGAUUCAUCGGCGCUGCUUUACGCCCUUACCAAUUCAUAAUAGUGGUACAUGAGGCGAACGGCUGCUUUUACAUCGGUGAUAAGUUGUAGUUUGCGAAGAAGAGAAGUUCAGAGGGUGCACAUGGCGCAGCCAACUCUUAUAAACAAACGUCAUUCGAGGCCUUCAUUGUAAUAGAUAACACGCAGGAAGAAGAGAGUUCUUCCUGCUCUUUUCGGCUGCUACUUCAUUACCUGGCCUUUAGAGGGACGGGAAAGCGUGGUAUUGGUCCUUUUCUCAACAUGUUUUAACACCAAUCCCACCCAUCUAUGCGGCCGGCUGGGAAUCUAAGUCCGUCCUUUUUCUAGAGGCAAUUAACAAUCCACCACUAUUGCUAUUUCUCACUUUGCAUGGCACACGUCGUAUGACAACU
Messenger RNA from Annulohypoxylon truncatum, 2746 nucleotides. RefSeq names its product proteasome regulatory subunit C-terminal-domain-containing protein. The transcript has 3 exons. NCBI's taxonomy places the organism in Eukaryota, Fungi, Ascomycota, Sordariomycetes, Xylariales, Hypoxylaceae. Gene Ontology annotation, biological process: ubiquitin-dependent protein catabolic process; regulation of protein catabolic process. The record is from RefSeq and is a predicted model, not a curated record. Gene Ontology annotation, cellular component: proteasome complex; proteasome regulatory particle, lid subcomplex. Gene Ontology annotation, molecular function: enzyme regulator activity. Bases 544 to 2298 code for a protein of 584 amino acids.